Messenger RNA from Olea europaea var. sylvestris, 1506 nucleotides. RefSeq lists its product as uncharacterized. The transcript has 2 exons. Bases 1 to 1506 code for a protein of 501 amino acids. The record is from RefSeq and is a predicted model, not a curated record. NCBI's taxonomy places the organism in Eukaryota, Viridiplantae, Streptophyta, Magnoliopsida, Lamiales, Oleaceae.
AUGGCUAAUGAUGGAUUGUCAGGAACAAGAUCCAUACCAGUACGUGUUACUGGAGAAGAAGGAACGGGAAGUGCUUCGAAGGAGACCUCUACUUACAACAAUGGAGAUCCUCUUUUCUUACAAGCAUCUGACCAUCCUGGAAUGAUGCUAGUCACAGUACCAUUAACAGGACAGAAUUUUCUUACCUGGAGCAAAUCGAUGAAGAUUGCUCUAGAGGCGAAGGUAAAACUUGAUUUCAUUACUGGAGAUUGCAGAAAACCUGAAAAAAAUUCGACUGAAUAUGCUCAAUGGAGAAGAGUAGACUGCAUGGUGAUCUCAUGGAUAUUAAAUUCAAUGGCGAAAGAAAUUGCAGAAUCAUUUCUCUAUGCUGGAUCUGCUAGAGAAUUAUGGAAGGAAAUUGAAGAACAUUAUGGUGAGAGCAAUGGUCCUAUGAUUUAUCACAUUCAACGUGCGAUCAGCUCAAUUCAUCAAGGAAAUCUGAGUAUAAUGCAAUAUUACUCAAAAUUGAAGAAAUUCUGGGAUGAGUUGAAUGCCCUAGAUCUUGUACCACAAUGUAUAUGUGAACAAUGUAAUUGUGGUGCGAUCAAAAAAUUGAUUGAUAGAGAAGCUUCAAACAAAUUGAUGCAAUUUUUGAUGGGGCUAAAUGAGUCCUAUGAUAAUUUGAAGAAUCAGAUCCUAUCUAUGGACCCAUGGCCUACGGUGAAUAGAGCCUAUUCGAUGAUGAUACAAGUGGAAAAACAAAGACAGGUACAGAUGGUGUAUUCAGAGGGCAGUGAAACUAAUGCACUAUUUACAAGGAUGACACAAACAAACAGCAGAAGAGGAGGAACAUCAAUUAGAAUUGGAACUGGAAGAGGAAAUUUCAAGAGAUCUGAGAACUGGAGAAAGGGAAAGGAAAAUCAGUUUUGUAGUCACUGCAACAGAUCUGGUCAUGAUAGAGAGAGUUGCUUCAAACUUAAUGGAUAUCCGAAUUGGUUCAAGGGGUUGAAGGAUCAGAGACAGGGACAAGAUAUGAAUAGAAUUACAACUGUUAACUCAACAGAAACUCCUUUGGAUGUGGAUACAGAACAAGAUGAAAGCAAGAGUAAUGAAGUACAGAAUAAUCUAUCCAACAUGAUCCAACAAGAAUUGAUGAAGUUAAUGAAGGGAAGGUUGAAUAUGGGAGACAACCACAUUAAUUUUGCGAAUCUGGAAGAUUUUGCAGGUAAGAUUCAUGCCUUAACUCUUAAACUGAGCACAGCUGAUUUAUUUGAUGAUAACUUCUGGAUAGUUGACACUGGCGCCUCCAACCAUAUGUGUAAAGAACUGAAAUCAUACCAGAAAACUAAGCCUACAUCCAUAAAACUUCCUGUCCACUUACCUGAUGGUAGCAUAAAAUAUGUUACAACAUCAGGAGACAUUCAGCUCCACCCAACUUUAACCAUAAAAAAUGUUCUAUACUUGCCAAGCUUCAAAUACAACUUACUAUCUGACCAGAAGACUGAGAAAGUUAUAGCUGUUGGUUGA